CGAGGAAGUCGUGAUGAUGACUUCUCUCAUGGGUGUGGUUGGAGAGCAGUUCACCCCCCCGUCAGAAGUCACUCACACACACACUCAGAGGGGAGGCAUUGUGGACCAUGAGGCUGCGGAUGCAUCUCUGGGCGGCAGCACCUCACAGGAUGGAGACUAAGAUUCAUUUGGUUUCCUUGACUGUCGUCCUGUUUGUCGUGUUUAAAGUGUCGAGGGCCCAGACUCCAUCGACUGCAGAUCAGAUGGAGCCUGUGAGCAGCGUCAUGGAAAACAUGCAAACAGUGGAAACAAUUGGAAGUUUAGACCUGAGCAGAGUCACCAGAGAUGUCGUCGACUCUCCUCCGAAAACUGAAGGAGCCACAAAACGACCCGUGAGCAGCAGCAGCCCAGCGAACGUCUCCAGGACCUUGUCAGCGGCCACAGAGAAAACCCCAAAACCACAACCAGAGCUCACAUCCACUCAAGCAUCCACAACGACAUCCUCCCGAUCCAUAACUGGGAAAACCACCACUGAGAAAACCACCACUGAGAAAACCACCACAAAGGACGCCCGUCAAGCUUUAGUCUGGAAUCCGAAGUGGGACGAGGCGUUCAGCUAUGAUUACGAGUCCCUGCGCCACGCUGGUCUGGCCAUCGCAGCAGUGCUCUUCAUCAUGGGCAUAAUGGUCAUUACCUGUGGCAAAGUGUGUCGGUUGCCCAAGUGUCGCAACAGGUCCUCAAAGUCAUAUCGAGUGGACCAACGAUGAAGAAAGAGAGAGAGAGAGAGAGAGAGGGAGGGAGAAAGAGAGCAUGCACACAGUGACACAGAAACCAGUCCUUCCAUCAGUAGAAAAACACUCCGCCAACACCAAUACCCAGCGACAUGUGUGUGCAUGUGGGCCGAGUGUGUCACAAUGUCACACACAUGAAUCACGCAUAUACGAGAAAAGGUGGAACCAUAACAUGCUUUAUCUGUGUCACUCAUUUCUUUACUUUCCUAAAAAAAAAAAAAAAAAGAACAGGUAAAGUGAUUAUUUAUCCUGACAAAUAAUGAAAAGAUGAAUCAUUAUUUGAAUCACACCUUCAGCCAUGGAGCGGCCCUGUGUCUAAUGACCUUUGCAUCUUGUAGCAGAUAACACAGCCAUCAGCACCGGCGUCUCACAGGCAGGAUUGUUAUUAAAGGUUACGAAGAAUAACCCUGUGGCGUUCCCUUAUUUGACAUUCUUGCACAACACUGACACGCUCUGUUCAGGAUCUAAAGUGAAGGGAAGCCGGGUCACUUCUGCUCCCUGCGUACCCUGCAAUAUCAAAUCUGAACGGGGGAAAAAUACCUGAUGUUUGGUAAGCGGUGUCAAAUCCUCUUAGUGGCUCUAUGCUUGUAAGUGAAUUAAGCCGUAGAUUAAACAAGAUCCACGGGCGCAUUAUCUCUGCAUCCAUAUGGCGUCGCAACAGUGGAGACAACAAACUGGGAGAAGCCGAACACACGUUUUAAUAACAGCUUUAAUGGUAAAAAUAAACACAAUGCAAGUCAGCGUGGCUACAUAAUAAUCUUGUAAUCGAUGUUUUUAAUUGCUGACGGAACAAAACCAAAGAUAUAAUUCAAUUGUGCAAAUGGAAUAAAUUCAUGGAUAUAAAGUC
Molecule: messenger RNA, 1617 nt
Organism: Platichthys flesus (European flounder)
Lineage: Eukaryota; Metazoa; Chordata; Actinopteri; Pleuronectiformes; Pleuronectidae
Gene: fxyd5
Product: FXYD domain containing ion transport regulator 5
Exons: 10
Coding region: 108-746 (212 amino acids)
Biological process (GO): regulation of sodium ion transmembrane transporter activity
Cellular component (GO): membrane
Molecular function (GO): sodium channel regulator activity
Source: RefSeq, a predicted model, not a curated record